UACCUGGCGGAGCGGCGGGCAGCGCUCAGUGCAGCACAGGCCCGCUGAAGCGUAAUGCCUCGUUUUACUGUCCACGUCCGUGAUGAGUGGCUGGCAGUGCCAUGCAAGGAUACCACCAACACCAUCCAGUGGCUCGGACAAGAAGCUCUUAAACGUUACACGAAGAACAAACCAGACAACGGUGGCAUCACUGACGUGAAGAACACUCGUUUCUGUGCGCGCAGGUGCCAGGGUUUGGGUUUGUUGGACGCGGAUGAUACCAUCGAGGAUGUACUGGAGGAUAAUGACUUUGUCGAGCUUGCUAUUGAAGGAGAUUCCAUGUCUCCUCACUUUAUCCCGUGUGAGCGUGGAGUUUCUACCAUUACAACAACAUACAAAGAACCUGAAGAAUAUCUUUCUUUGGAUGGCAACAGCCUGACAUCAACCGAUUUGGUCAACUUAGGCAGGGGACUCUACAAGAUAAAGCUGACUCCAGAGGCAGAAACAAAAGUUGUGCAAGCCAGAGAACUUGUGGACACCAUUGUCAAAGAAAACAAAGUUGUCUAUGGAAUCACUACAGGUUUUGGCAAAUUUGCCCGAACGAUCAUUCCUGUCAGCAAGCUCAAGGAGCUGCAGGAGAACUUGGUGCGGUCGCACUCAGCAGGUGUGGGAAACCCGCUAAGCCCAGAGAGGACCCGCAUGUUGCUUGCUCUGAGGAUAAAUGUUCUGGCCAAAGGAUACAGCGGAAUUUCUUUGGAAACCCUUAAUGCCAUGAUCAAAGCCUUUAAUGCUUCCUGCCUCUCCUUUGUCCCAGAGAAGGGAACAGUGGGUGCUAGUGGAGACCUGGCACCCCUCUCUCACCUGGCCCUGGGGCUGAUGGGAGAGGGAAAAAUGUGGUCUCCCAAGAGCGGAUGGGCAGAUGCCAAAUAUGUCCUGGAGGCCCAUGGACUGAAGCCAAUAUCACUAAAACCUAAAGAGGGCAUUGCUCUGAUCAACGGGACCCAGAUGAUUACCUCUCUGGGGGCAGAGGCUGUAGAGCGCGCCCAGGCUAUCGCCAGGCAGGCAGACAUCAUUGCUGCUCUGACGCUGGAGGUGUUGAAGGGAACCACCAAGGCCUUUGACAGUGACAUCCAUUUGCUGCGACCUCACCCAGGACAGGUAGAGGUGGCCCAACGCUUCCGCUCACUGCUGGACUCUGAUCACCAUCCAUCCCAGAUAGCAGAGAGCCAUCGCUUCUGUGACAGAGUCCAGGAUGCCUAUACCAUGCGAUGCUGUCCUCAGGUUCAUGGCAUCGCCAAUGACACAAUAAAAUUUGUCCAGGACAUUAUCAAUACAGAAAUUAACAGUGCCACUGACAACCCUAUGGUGUUUGCAGAAAGAGGUGAGACCAUUUCAGGUGGAAAUUUCCAUGGAGAAUACCCAUCUAAGGCUUUGGACUUUUUAGCCAUUGCAGUCCAUGAGCUGGCCUCUAUCAGUGAGAGGAGGAUUGAGAGGUUGUGUAACCCCUCUCUGAGUGAGCUGCCUCCCUUCCUCGUCAGCGAGGGAGGACUCAACUCAGGCUUCAUGAUUGCCCACUGUACUGCUGCUGCUCUGGUUUCAGAGAAUAAGGUUUUGUGUCAUCCAGCUUCUGUGGACUCCUUGUCCACCAGUGCUGCCACAGAGGACCAUGUGUCUAUGGGAGGCUGGGCUGCUAGAAAGACCCUGAGGGUCAUCGAGCACGUGGAGCAAGUUCUUGCUAUAGAGCUGCUGGCAGCCUGUCAGGGCAUUGAGUUCCUCCGCCCACUUUGUACCACCACUCCAUUGGAAAAGGUCUAUGACCUCGUACGCAGUGUGGUCAAACCAUGGAUUAAAGACAGAUUCAUGUCUCCAGACAUUGAAGCUGUUCAGCUUCUUCUACUUGAGCAGAAGGUGUGGAAUGUGGCCAAGCCUUACAUUGACAAGUAUCAGUCAGAGUACAUCCCCGAGUCCCGUCCUGUCUCUCCUACCGCCUUCUCCUUGGAGCCCCCAGCAUCACCGAGGAAGCGUGUUCGCCAUGAGUGAAUGCAUGUCCAAAAUGUUUUGUUUUUCUCUUUGCAAUAAUUAAAAACUUCAUGUGUUGAUACAUUUGUGAAUAUGAACGAAAACUAGGGAUGGUACGUGCAUGAUAUGAAGUGUAUGAUUCAAUUCAAUCCCGAUACAAUGACAACAAUGUACAACUAGCUGCAGAACACAUACUUUAUUUCUUUUGUAGCACUGGUUUGAUUAUGUAAAGACCAACCAGAUAUAUUGACUGAUGUUUUGUUAGGCUAUUUACAAAAAUUUAUGCAGUUGCUGGUGUACGGAGACCACAUGAUAUAGGUGUCGCUAGACAAAAUGACACAUAUUGUGACAUUUUUGUAUCAUGAUAUAUUAAAUUUCAAUAUAUUGUACAAUCCCUAAUGAAAACCAGCCAAAACCUUGAAGACUAAAGAUAAAAAAUCCAAUGAUAUAGUGUUGUUUUAGCUAAAUUCAAACUGUGAUUUUGGAGAUG
This is a messenger RNA of Monopterus albus (swamp eel), 2488 nucleotides long. RefSeq names its product histidine ammonia-lyase (gene hal). The record is from RefSeq and is a predicted model, not a curated record. Gene Ontology annotation, molecular function: histidine ammonia-lyase activity. Gene Ontology annotation, biological process: L-histidine catabolic process. The transcript has 20 exons. Gene Ontology annotation, cellular component: cytoplasm. Lineage: Eukaryota; Metazoa; Chordata; Actinopteri; Synbranchiformes; Synbranchidae. The coding region runs from base 55 to 2019 and encodes 654 amino acids.